AGGGGGCCAGAUAUCGGGUUGGAUUCCUAUUAGAUAUCCGAACGCGUCCGGAGCAGGGAUAGUGGUCGUUUGGUAACCUGAGACGGUUUCGUUUUACAUCUCCGGUUGGGCUUUGACCUGUGACCUCCAAGAAACAAAACUCUCUUUCUCUCUCUCGUCGCCGGAAGCGAUGGAGUCGUCCCCUUCGCUGCCCAACCUCCUGUUGGACGUUGACCUGACGAUCGUCUCCGCCAAGCACCUCAAGAACGUCAACUGGCGGCGCGGCGCCCUCGCACCCUACGCCGUCGCCUCCUGCUUCGACGAUCCCAACUGCCGCCUACCCACCACCGUCGACUCCUCCGGCGGCACCAAGCCCGUCUGGAACCAGCGGUUCGCUCUCUCUAUCUCUGUGUGCCGUCCGUUUCCCAUCAGCUUCCUCACCUUUGACAUCUUUCACUCCGACGAUGACAUCCACCCGUCGUCCUCCUCCAUCUCUGUUGCAUUCCCGCUCGUUGUCGGCUCUGCCCGCCUCCCCCUCGACGACGCCCUCUCGGACUCUCCCCGCCUCCUGACACUCGAGUUACGCCGCCCCUCUGGCCGCCCGCAGGGAAGGCUCAAGAUCAAGAUCGCCGUCAGGAAGCGGCCGCUUUCAGCGGCAGGCGGAUAUCCGCCUCCUGUCCCUGCCCCUGCCCCUGCCCCUGCCCCUGCCCCUGCCCCUGCCCCCCUGCAGCCGAGAGGCUAUCUCCCCUUGCCGGAGCAAUUGAGGAUGCCCGUUGGCUACUCGGCUCCUCACCCCAUGGAUUUUGCACCGCCGAGCCCUAAUUUCUUCUCCGAUUGCCAUUCCCGUGCUAAACCCUUGGCUCCUUCAUUGCCGCUGUCGCCUCCGCCUCCGCCGAAUCAUUAUUGUGACCGUGCAGGGUACGAUUCCGGCCCUUCUGCCCCCCUGUAUUCAUCGCCGUCGGCUUCUUCGUCCGUCAAUGGCGGGAAUGGGGUUAAGAGGGGAAAGAGAGGGAAACUAUUGCUGGGGACCGGGCCGCCCCUUGGGAUGGUUGCAGGCGCUUGUGGUGGUAUAGUUCUGGAGGAAGGGAUGAAGAAUGAGAAGAAGAAGGCCGGCGAGCGAGAUGCAAAAAAUCCUGCUGGAAUGGGCAGGUGGCCAGAGCACUAUGGUGGUUAUUGAUCAGGGUUUCAGAGGGGGAAAUGCUCCGUUUCAUAGAUCAUGGUGGUUUCCUCAAUGUACAUAGUUACUGUGAUACUGCAUUGGUAUUAUGCCUGUAUUUCUAUUUUGUUUCCUUGCCAGAGAAAGCGGCUUGUUUCCUCUCGAGUGAUGUUGGUGAGUUUCUGAAAUGAUCAGAAUUGUGAAGUCCACGUUUGAGUUUGGUUGGGUUACUACAAAAGUAUGACUAUGAGUACUCGGGCAAGUAUUCUUGUAUUUGUGCAUUUCUGGAUGAAAGCUCAUCUGUGCUACCGGUUUUCA
Nymphaea colorata (pocket water lily) is the source of this 1453-nucleotide messenger RNA. RefSeq lists its product as uncharacterized. NCBI's taxonomy places the organism in Eukaryota, Viridiplantae, Streptophyta, Magnoliopsida, Nymphaeales, Nymphaeaceae. Gene Ontology annotation, biological process: defense response. The transcript has a single exon. The record is from RefSeq and is a predicted model, not a curated record. The coding region runs from base 170 to 1156 and encodes 328 amino acids.